AUGCCUGUCCAGCCAGUUCACCUGCUGCGAGCCCUUCUGCGCGAAGCCUCGUACCUGCCCGAUGCGACUGCCCGUAGCUACUUCCGCCGGUACAUUGUCCACCGAUAUAAAGCCUACCAGCCCAGGCAGAACGCGACUGCUUCCUUCGAUGUCCACGCCGUGGACAAAUACAGGCACAGGAGCUUCAAGAGGCGCCAGACAGCCAUCAUAAAUGAGCGCACACGACCACUGCUGAGGAGAGGAGUGAAGGGCCUGAAUUUCCUGCGCCGGGCCAACCAGGGCGAGAUACCAUGUCUGCAAAAGGUCUUGUUCUUCGCCUACGGUCGCAUGGGAAGGCGGAAGUAUGCCCUGCUAGAGAACAUACUGAAGCCUGACCGUAUCAUGGACGGUGGUGCAAUCGCGGCGUCAAACGAAGCAGGUCCGGCGCCCCUGCAGAAGCUCUACUACAGCAACAAACGCUACCUCCAGUACUUCGAUGCGCCCAAAGCUGCUGACAAGACGCAUCACACCAUCAAAAUCUCCAGUCGCUAUUCUCGGUUGCGUGCCGUCCUCAGGACGCAGCAGGAGAAGGCCAUCUCCAUUAACCGGGAGCUCAAGAGUUCAGCCAUGAAGACGCCCAUCAACAAUUCGUGGGAGCGACCUAUGCCUAUCAAGCGCGCGCGCAACAAUGUCCGACGCUGGUAUGCCGAGACCGUGACGAGGAUGCUCCCUCCACUACCUACUGAAGAGUGGGACAAUAUAUAUGCCAUGAUGGUUGGCGACCGAAAGAUUGGUUUAGCCAAACGCAGAGGACACGGUACAGCUCUGAACGCUGAUCCUGUUACAGAAGACGAACUUUUCGCCAGCACGGUAGAAAAGGGCAUUGCAUUAGACAAGCCCAGUAAGGCGGAUAAACCAGCAGGCAUACAACGACCACAUGCUAUUACAACUAGAUUUAUGCAGCGCAUGUAUACCAAGCUUCUCAUGCUCUGUUGUAAGCUCGAGUGGGAUGACGACCAGAAGCGAUGGAAGGCUAUCUGGGGUGAGGCUAUGAAGACCAUCAAACCCAGCCUCUACAACGCUCCCACGGAUGAAAUGCUCUUUGCAGGUGUCGAUGCGACUGGCAAAAUCCCGAGGGCGCCCAAGAAGCAUGCGCUGGCCAAAUCGCUACACGUCCAGCCACGGAACUCAGAGGGCGAAUACAUGCGAUUUCCCUUCUUCGCCGAACAACUCCCUGAAGAUAACCCAAUACGUAAGGAACUCGAUGAGUGGAAGAGGAAGCGUGCUGCUGCUGCUGCGCGAGCAAAGAAGCAGAAGGCGUCAUAA
Molecule: messenger RNA, 1305 nt
Organism: Alternaria postmessia
Lineage: Eukaryota; Fungi; Ascomycota; Dothideomycetes; Pleosporales; Pleosporaceae
Exons: 1
Coding region: 1-1305 (434 amino acids)
Source: RefSeq, a predicted model, not a curated record